AUGGCGCUACAACCAUUGUCGAUUGGGGACAUUCUUAUGCUGUCACAGACAGCUUGGAAGAUUGGAAGAGCAUUCGCACAUGGCAAGAAGAGCGCUCCGUCCGAGUUCGCAGAAGUGGAGAGGGAAGCGAAUGGUCUCAGCGAUGCAUUCAAGUUGGUUGCAGAGACGCUGCACGACGACGGUAGUGUCUUGUCCAGUGCCGACGACGAUACCAUCACGGCUGUAGACGCGAUCCUGGACAGUGCGAGGAGGACAUUGGACGAUCUGGACUCUUUCGUGGAUAGGUACCAGGUCAUCAAGAAGAAACAGAGGAGUGGGGGUGGUUUCGCAGUGGAACGCAGCUGGAGUGAUGUAGUCAUUGCAAACUACAGGACAUUCAAAUGGACAACAGAGGGCGGCGAUAUCAAUGACUUGCGGAACAUGUUGCAGAUGCAUACCAACUCCAUCAACCUAACGAUGCAAGCGCUGCAAUCCCGGUCGUUGGCGAGGCUCGAGAAGACUGUGAUGCCAAUGGCUAAGAACAUCUUGAGCAUCCACGACCGUGUGAAUGGAGAUCUGGGCGAUAAAAUUGACGACCUCCAUCAUAUCAUCAUGGCCAUCGCAAAUGCAACACCAACAUUGGUCGCACGAGAUCGGGCAAUCAGUUCGGUGGCCGAGCGAGACAGUAUUAGUACCGCUUCGACAUUCGACAGAUCCCCUCGGAUGCUCGAACAACGGCCACCACGAUCGUCAAGUUACAGUGCAUUUCCUCGGCAAGCCAGCCGCAGUCCACGAAUUCCUUCCCCUUCUCCAUCUACAAUURGCCUUGCGAUCAGUGGAAGCCAAGACAGUGGGCAGCCUAAUGACGACUAUAACCUAGAGCCGCGCCCUCGCGGUCGAAGCCAGAGCGAUGAUGGUUGGGAGUUUGCGGCAGAAAAAGAAUUAGAUGUGAGCAAUCUUGCCACAUCGCCACACGAUAGUGUCUGUGGACCAUUGGCGUCUUUCCGGAGAGAAUCACACGCAAGACGAGAGUCGCAAACACUACCGAGCCUCUUCAAGACUCUUGACGAGGAAAGUCACGACGAAGAGGACUCGCAUCUUCAGCCUCAACCUGAGCCUCGCGCACUUCGCACGUCUUGGAGAUCAUCAACGGGGAGCGAGAUCUUGCCGCCGCCUGCUCUUGUUCCUGGCAGUCAUGAAAACCGCCCGCCACCGCCUGCUACGCCCGCUACAUUCUUCGCGAGUCUGCAGAAAGUGAAGAGCAAUGGCAGCGUUGGAACGACAGUCGAUCGUCCUCGUACGGCAAAAUCAAUUCACAACUCGCCAAGAUUAUCCACUGGGAAUAGCAUGCCUCAAAAGUCUUCUAAUGGCCAGGAAUUUGAGAAGCAGCUCUUCCGUAAUGCUGCCAUUCUUUGCGAUGUUAGAUGCAAACUUGUGGAGCACGCGCAGACGAAUCCAGACGAGCCUGAUCCACGUUACAAUGUUGAGAUGGUCCCAGCGUGUCAGGAAGCCCGCGUGUGUGUCAUUCGCAAGCGGGAGAACCGCGAACUGAAGGGCUCCAAAGUCGUCACUUCGAUCUGGUGCUUGUCCGACGAUGGCGAGACGCGGCUACAACAGAAGCUUUCCGAGAUGCAGGAGACAGUUCCUUAUUGCUCCUAUUUUGAUCCAGAGAAAGUCUCCCUCCAACCGACUGACACUGAAACUCCGAUCACUCUUAAAUUUCAUGAUGACCAAUGGGGCACUCUGCUUCUUGGAGAGAAGAAGACAAACUGGGUCAACUACUGUUUCAUCUCCGAGCAAGAUGCAGUAUCGUUCCAAUCUGCUGUAUUUGGAAGACUGUUGUUAGGAAGCUAUCGAACAACGAAGACCACCGUCAUCCACGAAGGCUUGAAAGGCGCCUUCGCUUUUGAAGAGCAGUUUGCGAACAUCGAAAUGCUUCGACUGUGGGAGGAUGAUGGUAUUUCCACACCCGGCGCAGCUGGCGGCGUAAUGGCAUUGAUGCACAUCUCGUCGAACUUUGGWGAGGGCUGGGCUCGAUGGUGGAUCAACAACAGCCAGCAUCAACUCAAAGUCAAAGAUGAUGGUGCCAAACACGCAAAAGUCAAGGGCAUCAACAUCACAGUUGCCAGACCAGGAACCAACCAGCGGUUGCGAAGUGCUUCUACCUUUGGUGAGACACAGCCAAAGAUGGAGCAAAUUCGAAAUCUCCCUGCAAAACGAGUUAGUGGAGUGAGAAUUGAGUUCAAGACGGAUGAGGAGAGAUCCUUGUUUGUCAGUACUGCGAAGCGGGUACAGGAGCGAUCACUGCCAUUACCAGAUCUUUAG
Molecule: messenger RNA, 2304 nt
Organism: Ramularia collo-cygni
Lineage: Eukaryota; Fungi; Ascomycota; Dothideomycetes; Mycosphaerellales; Mycosphaerellaceae
Exons: 2
Coding region: 1-2304 (767 amino acids)
Source: RefSeq, a predicted model, not a curated record